AUGAUCCACGUUAAACUCGGACUAUAUAUAUUGACCACUAAUAUUAUCUAUCUAUCUAUCUAUCUAUCUAUCUAUCUAUCUAUCUAUCCACAACACAUGAAAAUAUGGCACGCUGUUUAUGCUUACUCGCCAUUUUCUUUAACGUUUUGUUUGUUUCUUUCUUUCCAUUCCUCUUUCUUUCUUUCUUUCUUUCUUUCUUUCUUUCUUUCAAUUUCUAUCCCUAUUUCUUUAAUUCUUUUUUCUAUUUCUAUUCCUUUUUCGUUCUAUUUCUAUCCCUCUUCCUUUCUUUCUUUCUUUCUUUCUUUCUUUCUUUCUUUCUUUCUUAAUUUUCCAACUCCCUUUUGGCUCUUCCGAUCUUUCUUUCUUUCUUUCUUUCUUUCUUUCUUUCUUUCUUUCUUUCUUUCUUUCUAUCCCUCUUUCUUUCUUCUAUUUCUAUUCCUUUUUCGUUCUAUUUCUAUCCUUUUUUCUUUCUUUUUUCUUUCUUUCUUUCUUUCUUUCUUUUCUAAUUUUCCAACUCCUUUUGGCUCUUCCGAUCUUUUUUUCUUUCUUUUUUCUAUUUCUAUUCCUUUUUCGUUCUAUUUCUGCCCUUCUUUCUUUCUUUCUUUCUUUCUUUCUUUCUUUCUAUUUCUUUUUCUUUCUUUCUUUCUUUCUUUCUUUCUUUCUUUCUUUCUUUCUUUCUUUCUUUCUUUCUAUUCUUCUUUCUUUCUUUUCUAA
Acanthosepion pharaonis is the source of this 714-nucleotide messenger RNA. NCBI's taxonomy places the organism in Eukaryota, Metazoa, Mollusca, Cephalopoda, Sepiida, Sepiidae. The record is from the annotation of a GenBank genome assembly.